This is a messenger RNA of Cheilinus undulatus (humphead wrasse), 873 nucleotides long. Its product is annotated as arylamine N-acetyltransferase, pineal gland isozyme NAT-10-like. The record is from RefSeq and is a predicted model, not a curated record. Gene Ontology annotation, molecular function: acetyltransferase activity. Lineage: Eukaryota; Metazoa; Chordata; Actinopteri; Labriformes; Labridae. The transcript has a single exon. The coding region runs from base 1 to 873 and encodes 290 amino acids.
AUGAAUUUGGAGGAGUACUUCAGAAGAAUUGGCUUCCACGGCUCUUUUGACAAACCUGAUCUUGAAACACUGAAGUUGAUCCACAAACAGCACAUCAUGACAGUCCCAUUUGAAAACCUCAGCAUGCACUGUGGGGAGAAGAUUGUCAUGGACCUGGAGAUGAUCUACGAUAAGAUCGUGAGGAACAACCGUGGGGGCUGGUGCCUAGAAAACAACUACCUGUUUGGAUGGGUGCUGAGAGAAAUGGGCUACAACAGCACAAUGCUCAACUCUCAGUGUUUCAUGAUUCCCCUCAAUGAAUAUUUUCCUUUUGAGUCUCAUCUCAUCCACAAGGUGGUCAUUGAUGGAAAGGAUUACAUAGCAGAUGUAAGCUAUGGGGUGUCUUGUCAAAUAUGGGAGCCCCUGGAGCUCAUCUCUGGAAAGGAUCAACCUCAGGCGUCUGGCGUGUUUCGUCUCAUUAACAAGGGGGAUACCUGGACGCUGGAGAAGACCAGAAGAAAGCCAAAGGUCCUGGAUCCAAACUUCACCAAAUCAAGUCUGCUUAACAGAGAGGGAACAAUGCCCAUCCACCGCUUCACCUUGACACCUCGAGAGCCAGAGGAUUUCCUUGAAAUAAACGACAAACUCCAAACAGAUCCGAAUUCACUUUUCAGGAAUAAGUCCAUUUGUUCUUUGCAGACGGCCACAGGGUUCAGAGCUCUGAUUGGUUGGACCUACAGUGAGGUCACGUUCAAACCUGAGGAGGGUGUUGAUAUCUUUGAUAUGAGGAAUGUAAAGGAUGAGGAGGUUGAUGAAAUCCUGAGGGAAAAGUUUGGUCUGAGGCUGCAGAACAAAGUGACGUCUGUAGGAAACAAAUCGUGGUACACGCUGUAA